Saccostrea cuccullata (small rock oyster) is the source of this 1817-nucleotide messenger RNA. Its product is annotated as flavin-containing monooxygenase 5-like. The transcript is spliced from 11 exons. The coding region runs from base 90 to 1652 and encodes 520 amino acids. The record is from RefSeq and is a predicted model, not a curated record. Gene Ontology annotation, molecular function: flavin adenine dinucleotide binding; N,N-dimethylaniline monooxygenase activity; NADP binding. NCBI's taxonomy places the organism in Eukaryota, Metazoa, Mollusca, Bivalvia, Ostreida, Ostreidae.
AAAGGGCAACAAAUACACGUGGUAUGAGCUGUCACCUUACCAGCUCUGGUAUGUCGUUAUUUAGAAGCUGACGCUGAAUAAAUAUCAGGAUGUCAAGUUCCACCGGAAAGAAUGUCGAUGUUGUCGUUAUUGGCACAGGGAUUUCAGGGCUUGUCACUGCCAAAUGUCUGUUAGAUGAUGGAUUUCAAGUGGCAGUUAUAGAGAGAUCGGGCGACAUUGGUGGACUAUGGACUUUCAGAGAAAAUGACUAUGGAGUUAUGCGAUUUACUCAUAUCAAUGUCUCAAAGUACAACUACUGUUUCUCAGACUUUCCCUUCCCUGAUGAUGUGCCAGAUUACCCCCAUAAUACAGAUAUGGCAAAAUACAUUAAGGACUAUGCUGCCCACUUUGAUCUAGGAAAACAUAUCAAGUUCUUCACCAAAGUGACAAAAUUAGAAAAGACAGCUGAUGAUAAAUGGAGAGUGACUUGUCAGAAAGUGGAGGAAGAUGGGCAGACAGUGAAGUCCCUGGACUCCAGUGAAGAAGUCAUCACUGCCAGAUAUGUUGCCAUAGCAACAGGACAUCAUGCCAGUCCAGUUAUGCCAAAGUUCCAAGGUCAAGAGACUUUCCCAGGAGAGAUAAUUCACAGUGUCAAGUUCAAGGAUGCCCUCACUAAUGGCGUGGUGGGUAAGAGGGUACUGGUUGUUGGCAUUGGUAACAGUGCUGUGGAUGUCGCUGUCAACUGUGCUUCUGUGGGAAGGUGUAAAUCAGUGUAUCUAAGUACAAGAUCUGGAGCCUGGGUUGUUCCCAAUUACUUGUUCGGCCACCCCACUGACCUUUACGCCAACAGAGCCUUUUUCUAUAUUCCCUGGCAAAUAGCAUCAACCAUUUUUGAGACGAUUUUGAAAUUAGUCUCUGGAAAUCCAAGAAGGUGGAAUCUGAACCCUAAGAUGAGACUUCUACAGACCCAGCCCACAGUGAGCCCCACCCUGAUACACCACAUCCAGCGCCACGACAUCAGGGUGGCCCCCAAUGUUCUGGACUGCAAUAAAAUCGGAUUUUCAGGAGAGUAUGUGCACAAAAACUAUAAUCAAUCUGAUAUUAUUAUUAUAUAUAUCUGGUUACACAUCUGGAAAAUGUACCGUAGGUCAGAUCCAGCAUCCAAAGCAAGUCUGUUGUACAAAAAUGUCUUCCAUCCAGAGAUUGGCCAUUCUCUGGCCUUUAUUGGUUUUACACAGCCAGCUUCAGGGGGACUUCUUUCAAUGUCCGAAAUCCAGGCCAGGUGGUUCACGGAGCUAUGUAGGGGGCGCUGUAGUCUACCCACAAAACUCACUAUGAACGAAAACAUAAAGGAAGAGGAGGAGACGGUGAAGUCCAGGUACUAUCAUUCCAACAGACACACGAUACAGAGGGACCCCAUACUGUACAAUGAUGAAAUAGCCGCCAUGUUUGGAGCCAAACCUGAGCUCCUGAAGAAUCCAUCUCUGGCAUGGAGAUUAUUGCUUGGAUCCUGCGGCACAUACCAGUGGCGACUCCAGGGACCUAACUCUUGGAAAGGUGCCAAGGAUGCAGUGCUGAAAGUCCCAGUCCCGGAAAUGUGGCAGUAUACAGGAGUUAUUGUGCUGGUGUUAUUGGGAAUAUGUCUGCUUUACAUUCUGUCUUUCUUGUUCUAACUUUUGAACAUACCGGUGAAUUUAUGACUGAAUGUGUCUGCAGAGCCAUUGCCAAUGAUACAUUCCUUGUGAAAGACUGUGAUAAACAUGAUGUGCAAUAUUUUUGUAUUGAAAAGAUCUUUAUAUUGGUUUAGUCAAAAUAAAUUAAAUACUUGAAUGAUAUAU